UCCCGCUGUUUCCCAGUGCUCCCUCCCAAGCGUGUCAGGGUUUUUUUUUUAAUUGUUGGUUUUUUUGUUUUUCUUUAACUUGCCUUUUUUUUUUAAUGCCUUUUUGGGGGGUUAAUAAUAUCCAGCUGCUUCAAAGGCAGGCAGUGACAGUCAUCUGUCUGCGAGCAGAGGGUGGAUGCGGAGGCCGGGGAGGCUGCGGGGGCCGGCGGGCGGGCGCGGAAAGUGCUACAGACACCAUCAGCUGCUUUUUUUUCCCCUCUCCCCUUUCCCCAUCCACUCCUCCCCCUCGCACACCCACCACCAUCACCACGGAGGUAAGAAGAGGAAGCUGCAGGUUCUGGGCUGCAGGACAAAACCCCAGUCAAAUAAAUCCAGUUCCCUGUCGCGUUUUGAGUUGCCGAACUGGGAAGGAUGGGGCGGGAAGGCGAGCGCAGGGGCAGAGCGGAGCCUGAAUGGGGUUCUCAGUAAGCAGAAGAAAAUCCUGGAGGAUAUUUGUGUUUUGGUUUGGAGCUGUCGCAUUGAGAUCGCCAGUGUUUUGUAGGUGCCUCUUUACUGCUUUGCAUUUUAAACAGUUUAAUGUAUUUCCCGAGUAGAAAAAUGCACAGUCCUGGAGGCGCUUAGGGGGCGGGGCGGGAGCGCAGCUGAGCCGAGCCAGGCGCGUUUCUCGGCGUUUCAUCAUAAGGCUUUUCAUGGAUUUGUUUUUCUCCCCCUUUUUGGUCUCCGUCUCAGCGUCAGCUGUUGUGAACCCAGCAGAACGAUUUCCUUCGCGUUACCUUAACCGAGCUGAAGGGAGACGCUGACUCGAUUUUUUGGACUUUAAGCAUUUUUCUUUUUUUAAUUUUUUUUUAAAUGUCUGAUGCAACGGAGCUCUCUCUCGGCAGAGGAAUGGGGCUGUGGUUGACUGGCCGUGGGUAGUGAGUGGGGGUCCGGCCGCGGGAAGGGCAGCAGCGCGCACUCCUCGGAGUUUCAGGUCGUGGGAGAACCUCUCUUCUUCCCCUUGGUGGAAAUAUCGAUAAAACCUGUGUUUGAAACUAUUGCUUGACACAGGGAUCAGCAAAAAGACACCCGCAAUGCCAGGAAUGGUCAGUAAAAACCCAGACCUCGAGUUUGACUCUUUGCAGCCUUGUUUCUACCCGGACGAAGAUGACUUUUAUUUGUGCGGGCCGGACUCCGCUCCCCCGGGCGAGGACAUCUGGAAAAAGUUUGAGCUGCUGCCCACCCCUCCUCUGUCUCCCAGCCGGGCCGGGCUACUAGUAAUCAAGGUAUUUUCAGGGAGAAUAAUGUCUGUUUUAUUUUUUGUCCUUUUAUUACCAGAAGAUGAUGAAGAUGAGGAGGAAGAGGAUGAAGAAGAAGAAAUAGAUGUUGUUACAGUGGAGAAAAGACGCUCCUCUACCAACAAGUCUGUUACCACCCUCACUAUUACAGUGCGUCCUAAGAAUACCAUUUUCUCAUCAGUCAGGACACAGCAGAAUGGACUCAUACUAAAGCGUUGUGCCCCAAUUCACCAGCAGCAUAAUUAUGCCGCUCCUUCUCCAUUCGUGGAGACUGAAGAGUCUCCACCACAGAAGAAGUUAAAAGUCGAGGUGCCCCGUCCAGUAAAACCCACGAUCCAACCAAAGCUUAAGAGUUCAAGUCCUCGAAACUCUGAUUCAGAGGACAGUGAACGUCGACGCAACCAUAAUAUCCUGGAGCGUCAACGACGUAAUGAUCUACGGUCAAGUUUCCUCACUUUAAGGGACCAUGUUCCAGAACUGGUUCAAAAUGAGAAAGCUGCAAAAGUUGUGAUCUUGAAAAAAGCCACUGAGUAUGUUCAUUCUCUUCAGGCAGAGGAGCAGAAGUUACUGCUAGAAAAGGAAAAAUUGCAAGCCAGACAAGAACAAUUACUAAAGAAAAUAGAUUACAAGCGGACUUGCUAAACUUUUUUGUUUUGUUUUGGUGUUUUUUUCUGGCUGAUCAGGACAGUCAUUGCCACUUUGCACAUUUUUGAUUCUUUAUUAAAAAAUUGUGUUUUUUGACGUUAAGAAUGUUGGUUUUAAUUUCAAUCCAGUCCCUGAAGUAAUCGACAGACUAUAUUAUCCGGGUACGGAGCAAAUGAUUUUUCUUGCAAGGAGUUUAUUGCAAGACUACCAAACAACAAUGGACUGCCUUUGUUUUUUCUCCUUAAGAACUGUAGAUGGUGGGGAUUUUUUUUUUAAGUGUUGUGAGCAUUUGGAGCUGCUGAUGACAUCUAGUUGAGUUUUAAAAUGUUCAUUCCUAAGUUUUAUGGUGCUUAUGUUCUAACAGAUGUUACUUUAGGGGUUGGCAUUUUGUGCCCCUGUGGGAAUUUCUGUAAAUACCAUCUACACACUUGCCUUUUGUACAUGUCUUGGGUUAUGAGAGGUGGCUUUUGCUGCCAGUAUUAGACUGGAAGUUCAUACCUAAGUACUGUAAUGCCUCAAUGUUUGAGGAGCAUGUUUUUGUAUACAAAUAUAUUGUUAAUCUCUGUUAUGUACUGUACUAAUUCUUACAUUGCCUGUAUACUUUAGUAUGAUGCUGAUACAUAACUAAAUUUGAUACUUAUAUUUUCGUAUGAAAAUGAGUUGUGAAAGUUUUGAGUAGAUAUUACUUUAUCACUUUUUUGAACUAAGAAACUUUUGUAAAGAAAUUUACUAUAUAUGCCUUUUCCUAGCCUGUUUCUUCCAGUUAAUGUAUUUGUUAAUGUUUGGUGCAUAGAACUGGGUAACUGCAAAGUUCUGUGUUUAAUUUCUUCCAAUGAUGUACAUUUAGUGCUGCGUCUUAUAGCACUUUGAAAUACCUCAUGUUUAUGAAAUAAAUAGCAAUUACAUGAUGUGC
Zonotrichia albicollis (white-throated sparrow) is the source of this 2832-nucleotide messenger RNA. The record is from RefSeq and is a predicted model, not a curated record. Lineage: Eukaryota; Metazoa; Chordata; Aves; Passeriformes; Passerellidae.